Messenger RNA from Centruroides sculpturatus (bark scorpion), 570 nucleotides. RefSeq lists its product as uncharacterized. The record is from RefSeq and is a predicted model, not a curated record. The transcript is spliced from 2 exons. Bases 1 to 570 code for a protein of 189 amino acids. Gene Ontology annotation, cellular component: membrane. Lineage: Eukaryota; Metazoa; Arthropoda; Arachnida; Scorpiones; Buthidae.
AUGGCAAAGCCAAUUGUCGAAACUUUGUAUCCCCAAAACUAUACAGAUUAUGAUAUUCUACGACUGACGAAAAUGGAAAAAUACGGAGCUGUCAUAGCAACUGCAAAAAGGGGAGAAUCUAUGUUAUUAAAUGAAAUCUUUAACGAAUUACACAUACUGGAUCAAACAAUACGUAAUAUGAGUAUUGUAUGGAAGAGAAAAAGUUACAGAUUUGCUGAUAUUUGUUGUAAAAUUGAAGGACAAUGUAUUGAAAACGACGUAUUAAAUUUGAAGACGAAAAUUACAGAAUUUCAGAAAGGAAACUUUAAAAUAAGGUAUCCAGUUAAUAUCAAUUCAGAAUCGUCAAAAGUUCAAAUUUAUACAAUAGGAUUAGGUGGUGUAACGACAGACGAACACAGUUUAGUGAAAGACUUCAAAGCAAUUCGUUUGAUAUAUUUCAUUGACAACGGCAAUCACACGAAUGAAAUUUCUACGUUGUGGGAAGAAAAUUUUCUGAAAUUAUUAAAUGAAGUAAAACUGGAAUAUGUUAAAUUCUCCGUGUUUACAGGAAAAACUAAUGAAAAGGANUGA